Molecule: messenger RNA, 1447 nt
Organism: Glycine soja
Lineage: Eukaryota; Viridiplantae; Streptophyta; Magnoliopsida; Fabales; Fabaceae
Product: DCN1-like protein 2
Exons: 11
Coding region: 171-950 (259 amino acids)
Biological process (GO): protein neddylation; positive regulation of ubiquitin-protein transferase activity
Cellular component (GO): ubiquitin ligase complex
Molecular function (GO): ubiquitin conjugating enzyme binding; cullin family protein binding; ubiquitin-like protein binding
Source: RefSeq, a predicted model, not a curated record
GUGGUAAGUAGGGUCCACUUCCGAGUGAGCCAAAACCAAAACUCACACCUUUCGCAUCCGUCAGCUCUCAAUCCCAUUCGGAACCAAAUUUCAAUUCCACCAAAAACCCUAAUUUCCUUUCUCUCUAACUCUUAGAUCUUCACGUUUUAGGGCUUUCUCCACCUUCCGCAAUGCACAAAUUGGGAAGAGGUCAUCGUGACAAACUCCAGCAGUUCAUAACAAUAACUGGAGCCAGCGAGAAACUAGCCCUGCAGGCUCUGAAGGCUAGUGAUUGGCAUCUUGAAGGAGCAUUUGAUUUCUUUUACAGCCAACCCCAGCUUAAAACAUUUACUGAUUCUAGGCACUUGGAGGAGCUAUACAAUAGAUAUAAAGAUGCAUAUGUUGAUAUGAUUUUGGCAGAUGGUAUCACUCUCCUUUGCAAUGAUAUCCAGGUGGAUCCUCAAGAUAUAGUAAUGUUAGUUCUUUCAUGGCACAUGAAGGCUGGCACCAUGUGUGAAUUUUCCAAGAAGGAGUUUAUUGAAGGUCUACAAUCUUUGGGGAUUGAUUCUCUGGAAAAGUUCCGUGAAAAGAUACCUUAUAUGCGCUCUGAGCUGAAAGAUGAACAGAAAUUCCGUGAGAUAUAUAAUUUUGCUUUUGGCUGGGCAAAAGAGAAGGGUCAAAAAUCUCUUGCAUUGGAUACUGCUAUUGGUAUGUGGCAAUUAUUAUUUGCUGAGAAGCAGUGGCCGCUGGUUGAUCAUUGGUGCCAGUUCUUGCAGGCUCGGCAUAACAAAGCAAUAUCUAGGGACACAUGGUCUCAGCUUUUGGAGUUUGCAAAGACUGUUGGCUCAAAUUUAUCUGAUUAUGAUGCCGAAGGUGCUUGGCCAUAUCUUAUUGAUGAAUUUGUGGAGUAUCUCAACGAGAAUGGCAUAAUCCAAAAUGAUCUGAUCAAUGAUUCUAGUCUAAAACGAUGAUGCAUUCAAAUCUCAAUAAAUUGUUAUUUAAGAGAAUUUGAUGGAGUCUCUUGUGAUGAGUUGUGCUAUUCUGUGAUUGAACUCCUCUUUGUUAUUAAGUGGGAUUCGGUCUAAAUUCAAAGGGGACAUGGCUGCUAGAGCAAACUCAUUCUUACUGACAAGUAGUAGCAUCAUUUGUGAGAUUGUUGAUAUGGCAUAUGAAUUUCCUUGGGAAGUAUUGUGGAAUUAGUAAUGGGAGCCUACUAAUUCCACGGUGUUAUAGUUUCUGGUCUCUUUUUAAUUUAAUAAUUAAUUCUUGAACGAUGUCUUGAUAGAAGAUAAGAGACUUACGUGAUUGUGAUUGGCUGUCCUUGUUUCUGGUCUAGUUUCAUCUUGUAUAAUAUGUGGCACCAAGUUAUUAAAACAUUCAUGAAAUAGAGAAGGGGAAAAAAUAACUAUGUUGUGGGUCUGUUUUCCUUUGGAACUAUUUAGAAGCAAUACCUUGCAUAUCGGUUCUA